GUUGGCUUGCGGAAUCCGCCAUCAACCAGAGAAGAAGAAGAAGAAGCCUCGCCAAAAAAAAGUGGGAGAUUCGAACAAGUGGCGGAACUAAACCGUGUUUUGUGGCCCAACCGCCUCGCGGCUCAUGAUCUGACACGGAGCUGGAGCCUCUCGCCGAUCCUCCCCGAAUGGCGACCCCGAGCAAGACGCCGCCCGGCGCCGACCCCAAGCAGCUGGAGCGCACGGGCACGGUCCGGGAGAUCGGCUCCCAGGCGGUGUGGUCCCUCUCCUCCUGCAAGCCCGGUUUCGGAGUGGACCAGCUGAGGGACGACAACCUGGAGACGUACUGGCAGUCGGACGGAUCCCAGCCUCACCUGGUCAACAUCCAGUUCAGGCGGAGGACGACGGUGAAGAUGCUGUGCAUUUACGCCGACUACAAGUCCGACGAGAGCUACACGCCCAGUAAGAUCUCCGUCCGGGUGGGCAACAACUUCCACAACCUGCAGGAGAUCCGGUUGGAGAUGGUGGAGCCCAGCGGCUGGAUUCACAUCUCUCUGAUGAACCAGCGCACGAACGAGCCGAUCAGCACCUUCAUGAUCCAGAUCGCGGUGCUGGCGAACCACCAGAACGGCCGCGACACGCACAUGCGGCAGAUCAAGGUCUACACGCCGGUGGAGGAGAGCUCCAUCGGCAAGUUCCCACGAUGCACCACGGUCGACUUCAUGAUGUACCGCACCAUCAGGUGACGCGCGGCCGGAUCGCUGGUGGGAAUCGUGUCCAGAAGAAUAACCACGUGGACUCGUAUCUGCUGCUUCUACGAUUAAAAAAAAAACGUAUUUGGUUCGAUUCUGACGCGACGACACAAUCGAUCGUUUCAGUCUUUCGCUUCAGAUUCUGUCAAAUGAUCCAGUGUCAAUAUUUUAAAUAUUUAAAUUUGACUGUAACAAGAGUUCAGUGUUUUUUUGUUUUUGUUUUUCCUUCUCAAAAUUAAAAAAAAGCCUCUUCUCAUGAUCAGAUCCGUCUGUUACACAAUGUGUUGUCAGGCUAGCCGUUCCCCUCUGUUUCCAGUCUUUAUGCUAAGCUAACUGGCUGUGGCCUCAUAUUCACCACAUGGAUAUGAGAGCGGUAUGGAUAAUCUCAUCCAACUCUUCUGCAAGAAGACAAAUAAUCAUAUUUCCCACAAUUUCUUUGACUCGAGGUCGAGUUACGAGCUUUGACCCUCAAAUAAAUUUUGAUAAUUAUCACAUCAGACAAAAGAAACCACUAUUUAAACCUGAAAGUAGAUUUAAAAAUCACACGUGAAGAUCAUCGUGUAGUUAAAAGCUCCGAAAGUUGGACCUUGAUUAUUUGUAUUUUUUUUUCGUAAAAAAACAUUUAUCAGAGGACUUAUUUCCAUUGAAACGAGAAGUAUUCUGGAAGAAAACUCUGAAUUCUCUGUGGGUUGUUUUUGACUUGGAAGCGGUGAAAUCAUAAAGAUAUUGAAUAUGACAUUGUCUCUACGUGGUGACGUUUCAUAUGUUGUAAAGAAAAACUAAACCUCCAACAAUGUGACUGUUUGUAUGAAAAUAAAGGUUUUUUUUGCUGAAUUUGA
This is a messenger RNA of Scophthalmus maximus (turbot), 1570 nucleotides long. RefSeq names its product anaphase promoting complex subunit 10 (gene anapc10). NCBI's taxonomy places the organism in Eukaryota, Metazoa, Chordata, Actinopteri, Pleuronectiformes, Scophthalmidae. The transcript is spliced from 6 exons. Gene Ontology annotation, biological process: anaphase-promoting complex-dependent catabolic process; protein K11-linked ubiquitination. The coding region runs from base 168 to 725 and encodes 185 amino acids. The record is from RefSeq and is a predicted model, not a curated record. Gene Ontology annotation, cellular component: anaphase-promoting complex.